AUGAAAAGUGUUUUGAUUUUAAGUCUGCUCGUUGUUGCAAUUAUCUUUGAUCCCGUUAGUGGACAAAUACAAUGUGCACCGCCCAACUGUGACUUCGUUAAUCGAGCUCUUUUAUUCCCACAUAACGAUCCAAAUUUGUUCUAUCAAUGUGCUCCAGGGCCUAUGGGAACUUGGAUUCCUUUUGAAUUGAGGUGUCAGUGCUUGACUUUAUUCUAUACAGCUCGUCAAAGAUGCGACUUUCCUGAAGAUUGGACACCGCAAUGCAUUGGACAUGAUCCUGGUUCAAUACCAACGCCAUGCGAUCCAAGACCAUAA
Clunio marinus is the source of this 315-nucleotide messenger RNA. The record is from the annotation of a GenBank genome assembly. NCBI's taxonomy places the organism in Eukaryota, Metazoa, Arthropoda, Insecta, Diptera, Chironomidae.